This is a messenger RNA of Ochotona curzoniae (black-lipped pika), 3054 nucleotides long. It is a transcript of the gene CAMKV, whose product is annotated as CaM kinase like vesicle associated. NCBI's taxonomy places the organism in Eukaryota, Metazoa, Chordata, Mammalia, Lagomorpha, Ochotonidae. The coding region runs from base 213 to 1730 and encodes 505 amino acids. The record is from RefSeq and is a predicted model, not a curated record. Gene Ontology annotation, cellular component: intracellular anatomical structure. The transcript is spliced from 11 exons. Gene Ontology annotation, molecular function: calcium/calmodulin-dependent protein kinase activity; calmodulin binding; ATP binding. Gene Ontology annotation, biological process: peptidyl-serine phosphorylation.
AGCCCGCCCCCGGCCCAGGGUGCGAAUCCGGUGCCGGGGAGCGACUGGCGAUGCUGGAGGUUUCUGAGCCGAAGCGGCUGCAGCUGGCGCCGCGUCUGCCCCGCGUGCCCGGAGCAGAUUCUGCCCGCCGCCCCCGGAGCCCUCGGCGCCCUGCUGAGCCCACGAUCCUUUCCUCCCCGUGACCGACCGGCGCUGCAGCUUAUAGCUUGGCAAUGCCGUUUGGGUGUGUGACUUUGGGCGAUAAGAAGAACUAUAAUCAGCCAUCGGAGGUGACUGACAGAUAUGAUUUGGGACAAGUCAUCAAGACCGAGGAAUUCUGUGAAAUCUUUCGGGCCAAGGACAAGACAACAGGCAAACUGCACACCUGUAAGAAGUUCCAGAAGCGAGAUGGCCGCAAGGUGCGGAAGGCAGCCAAGAAUGAGAUAGGCAUCCUGAAGAUGGUGAAGCACCCCAACAUUCUGCAGUUAGUGGAUGUGUUUGUGACCCGCAAAGAGUACUUCAUUUUCCUGGAACUGGCCACGGGGAGAGAAGUGUUUGACUGGAUCCUGGACCAGGGCUACUACUCUGAACGAGACACAAGCAAUGUGGUGCGGCAGGUGCUGGAGGCUGUGGCCUACCUGCACUCACUCAAGAUUGUGCACAGGAAUCUCAAGCUGGAGAACCUGGUUUACUAUAACCGGCUGAAGAACUCUAAGAUUGUCAUCAGUGACUUCCACCUGGCUAAGCUUGAGAAUGGUCUCAUCAAGGAGCCCUGUGGGACCCCCGAGUAUCUGGCCCCGGAGGUGGUGGGCCGGCAGCGGUACGGACGCCCUGUGGACUGCUGGGCCAUUGGAGUCAUUAUGUACAUCCUGCUUUCAGGCAACCCACCCUUCUACGAGGAGGUAGAAGAAGAUGACUAUGAGAAUCACGACAAGAAUCUCUUCCGCAAGAUCCUGGCUGGUGACUAUGAGUUCGACUCUCCAUAUUGGGAUGAUAUCUCACAGGCAGCCAAAGACCUGGUUACAAGGCUGAUGGAGGUUGAGCAAGAUCAGCGGAUCACUGCAGAAGAGGCCAUCUCCCAUGAGUGGAUUUCUGGCAAUGCUGCUUCUGAUAAGAACAUCAAGGAUGGUGUGUGUGCCCAGAUUGAAAAGAAUUUUGCCAGGGCCAAGUGGAAGAAAGCCGUCCGAGUGACCACCCUUAUGAAGCGGCUCCGGGCGCCAGAGCAGUCUGGUGCAGCCGCAGCACAGUCGGCCUCAGCCACAGAUACUGCUGCCCCUGGGGCUGCUACAGGUGGGGCCGCAGCUGCAGCUGCCGCAGCCCCUGGGAGCAGUGCCACCCCAAUCACGGAGGGUGAUGCAGCCUGUGCUGCAAAGAGUGAUCAUGUGGCCUCUGCAGACCGUAGUGCCACCCCGGCUACAGACGGCAGUGUGACCCCAGCCACAGACGGCAGUGUUACUCCAGCCACCGAUGGGAGCAUCACACCGGCCACUGAUGGCAGUGUCACCCCAGCCACUGACAGGAGCGCUACUCCAGCCACUGAUGGGAGAGCCACGCCAGCCACAGAAGAGGGCGCUGUGCCCACUACUCAAAGCAGUGCCACGCCAGUUCCCAAGGCAGCUGCCAUCCCAGAGCCGGCUGUGGCCCAGCCGGACAGCACAGCCCUAGAGGGCGCCACAGGCCAGGCCCCACCCUCUAGUAAAGGGGAAUUGGCUGCUGGCUCUGUGCAGGAGGUCCGGAGGGAGGCCAGCUGAGUGGGCAGCCUGGUUGGAGGGGAGGGGUCAGGGGAUGGGCAGGAGGGGAGUAGAGUAGCUGAGGGGCUUCUCAUGUACAUAGAGUCACUGGCAUGAUGCUCUCGCUUCCCCAAGCCCCCUCCAUCCCAGGGGGGCAUCCCUGGGGAGCCACGGGAGAGCAGUCCUGGCUCCUGUGUAUAUGUAUGUGUGUGAGUGGUGGGCAGGCCAGAGGCAGGGCCAGCCCCAGCCCUUGCAUGGAUUUCUCGUGGCUUCUUCUGUCUUAUGCUAGCUUCACCAGUUUCUGUUCCUUGUGGGACACUGUUCUAGGGAUACUUGGGGGAGUGGGGUGUCCCCACUCUCCUUUCCCUAUCUCUUUGGCCUCACCACCUCCCCCCCUGCCCAGGCAGACUCUGCAGGUCCCAUACUCUCCCAGGCCCUAAACAUGGGUGGCCUUGCCCUGAGAGCUGGUCCUCCAGCGAGGCCCUGUCAGUGGUCUUAGGCUCCUGAGCAAGAGGAUGUGCACCUUGGCUACAUGCUGCUCCUGGAGUGGAUGCAGGCUGGUAGAGAGGAUGUAGAAAUCUAGGGCAGGAUACUUCAAGGAUUGAUCACAUGGCUGGGGGCACUGCUUGCUAGCUGUGGGGUUCCUUAGAAUUGGAAGAAAAUGGUAGGAGGGUAGAAGUCUCCAUCUCUGUCCAUGGGAAGUCCCCCCAAAGACCUUUGCAUGAUUUGCCCUGCUGAUUCCUAAAGUGGGGUGCCCCGGACUUCCUGAGCCUCAGGGAGAAAGGAACAAUGAGGGUGUGGCCAUGAGACCUGGGAGAGCAGAGGGAGGGCCCAGCACUUACUGGCCCAGUUUAGCUGCAACCUUAUCCUGGGGCCAGACAAGGAGAACGCUUAUCCCCUCGCUUGUCCUGGAUGCCAGUGCCCACAGGCUCAGCCAGCAAGUCUUCUUUAUCCCAGGGGCCCUGCUGCAUGGCAGUACCUUGGGGGUUUGUGAUUCACAGGGCAGAUUUUGUUUUGUUUUUCAAUUCUUCAACAAAAUGGAGGAAUAUUCCAAAGGCUCCCAUCCAGGGCCCUGGUACCCUUGAGUCAUGUUGGGUUGCUUUUGCUGGGAUGAGGUCACGUGACCCUCCCCAGUUCCAGUUCCCCACAGGAGAUUCCUGAUGGGUACCCUCAAUCAGACCGCACCACAGCCUGGACAGGCAGCCACCCCAGUCCUUGCCCUUGCUCGGCACUUGUGGUGGUCCUGCCCUUCUCCCUGCAUGCCCAUGGGUCUGCUCUGGUAUGUGAAGGUUGGUGGGCAAACUGUGUGCCUGCUGAACCUGGCAAAUAAAUGUCACCCCGCAAA